CACCUUCUGGAAGUACCCCGUCCCCGCACUUCCUCAUAUGAGGCUCAGCCCGAAUGGCGGUGACGACAACGCGUUGGUGUUCCAGUUCUUUACUUGGGACUGCAGCCACCCCCAGAUGAGCUGGUGGAGACACUUUGAGAGUGAAGUACCCAACUUGGCGGCACUGGGCGUUACCCAGGUGUGGCUCCCACCUCCGAAUAAAGCUAUGAGAAAGGAAGGGCAAGGUUAUGACGCAUAUGACUUGUGGGAUCUAGGAGAGUUCUACCAGAAAGGGACCAUCGCGACAAGAUGGGGAACCAAAGAGGAACUCGUUAGAGCCGUAGCAGCGGCGAAAGCUCAUGGCAUAGACGUCCUCAUAGAUGCCAUUCUGAACCAUAAACUAGGUGCAGACAGGCCAGAGAAGUUCACAGCUGUUGCUGUUGAUCCAAACAAUCGCCUGAAGGACAUUGCCCCGGAGCGCGAGAUGGAGGGCUGGACAGCAUUCGACUUCCUUGGAAGAGGCGACAAGUACAGCAGCUUCAAAUGGACGCACCAGCACUUCACAGGACUUGAUUGGGAUCACCGGACUCGCACGAAGGGUGUAUUUCGUAUCACAGGCCCAGGGCAUCAAGGGUGGUCACGGUGGGUCGACACGGAGCUAGGGAACUACGACUACCUUCUCGGAAUAGAUAUCGACCAUAGACAUCCCGAUGUGCGCAAUGAUAUCUUCACGUGGGGCAGCUGGGUGCUAGAGACUACCGGUGGUGCGGGGUUCCGCUUCGACGCCAUCAAACAUAUGGAUCGUCGGUUCCUACUUCAGUUUAUCAAGCAUGUUCGUGAGACCUCAGAUCGGCCUGACCUGUUCUCUGUCGCUGAGUAUUGGUCGGGCAACAUCGACCUCAUCAAGCCGUACAUUCGAGCAUUUGAAGGACUUGUUACAUUCUUUGAUGUCCCCCUCCACUACAAUCUGCACGAUGCGAGCAAAGCAGGCUCUCGGUACGACCUUAGGAAGAUCCUCGACCGCACAGUCCUCAAGUAUCGGCCUGGUGACGCAGUGACCUUCGUCGACAAUCACGACACGCAAAUCGGACAAACACUGGAGAGUUGGGUCGGAAGCGCAUUCAAGCUGCAGGCGUACGCGCUCAUCCUUCUCUAUGGCGAUGGCCACCCGUGCGUCUUCUACGGGGACACGUACCCGAACCAGGAGUGCUACGACGAGCGCGUGGCGCAGGGCGUGCGGCAGCUGAUGGACGUCCGGCGGAAGUUCGCGUACGGGUCUCGUGCGGACUACUUUCAGGAGGCGAAUUGCGUCGGCUUUGCGCGGCGGGGCGAUGUGCGGCGGGGCGACGCGCGUGGGAGCUGCGCCGUGCUGAUCAGCAACGCUGACCGUCCGAGUGAGCAGGAGAGUGAUGAUACAGAUGCAGAACCGACAGAAGUCCCGGUGCACACGAUUCGGAUGGACAUGACCUUGGUCAAUGUUGACGUCCAGUACCGGUCCUUGUUCGAGCCGAAGGACCAAAUUGUCCGCGUCGAUGCGCAUGGGUGGGCCACGUUCACCUGUCCCCACGGCGGGCUGCAGGUCUGGGUAAGGGAUGACGUGCAGAGCUAGUAUACAUUGCGGACGAUAUCAUGACAAUUGGUACAACAACAACAGUACGAUGCACAAUCCGAUGGUCCCUAGUAAGUACAAUGCCGAGACCAUGGUAUAUAAAGACGCAGAACGUCCCC
Trametes versicolor FP-101664 SS1 is the source of this 1707-nucleotide messenger RNA. RefSeq names its product alpha amylase. The coding region runs from base 38 to 1588 and encodes 516 amino acids. NCBI's taxonomy places the organism in Eukaryota, Fungi, Basidiomycota, Agaricomycetes, Polyporales, Polyporaceae. The record is from RefSeq and is a predicted model, not a curated record. Gene Ontology annotation, molecular function: calcium ion binding; hydrolase activity, hydrolyzing O-glycosyl compounds. The transcript has 19 exons. Gene Ontology annotation, biological process: carbohydrate metabolic process.